GCAGUCCCACUUUACUUUGAGCACUGUGAGGUCACAAACCACAUGAUUCUGUCUCUCCAGUAAUAGUGCUUGCAAAAAAAAGGAGUUUUAAAGCUUUUGCUUUUUUGGAUUGUGUGAAUGCUUCAUUCGCCUCACAAACAACCACAGAACCACAAGUGCGGUGCAAACUUUCUCCAGCAGGACAGCAAGAAGUCUCUGGUUUUUAAAUGGUUAAUCUCCGCAGGUCACUACCAGCCACCGAGACCAACAGAGUCAUUUAAGGCUGCAAGCAGUAUUUACCAGAGAGGGUACAAGUUCUAUCUGAAAAAAAAAAGAGGGACUAUGGCAUCAAACAGCCUCUUCAGCACAGUGACACCAUGUCAGCAAAACUUCUUUUGGGAUCCGAGCACCAGCCGGCGCUUCAGCCCCCCCUCCAGCAGCCUGCAGCCCGGCAAGAUGAGCGACGUGAGCCCGGUGGUGGCUGCGCAGCAGCAGCAGCAACAGCAACAGCAGCAGCAGCAACAGCAGCAGCAGCAGCAACAGCAGCAGCAGCAGGAGGCGGCGGCGGCGGCAGCGGCGGCGGCGGCAGCGGCAGCGGCGGCCGCCGCGGUGCCCCGGUUGAGGCCGCCACACGACAACCGCACCAUGGUGGAGAUCAUCGCCGACCACCCAGCCGAACUUGUCCGCACCGACAGCCCCAACUUCCUGUGCUCGGUGCUGCCCUCGCACUGGCGCUGCAACAAGACCCUGCCCGUGGCCUUCAAGGUGGUAGCCCUCGGAGAGGUACCAGAUGGGACUGUGGUUACUGUCAUGGCGGGUAAUGAUGAAAAUUAUUCCGCUGAGCUCCGAAAUGCCUCUGCUGUUAUGAAAAACCAAGUAGCAAGGUUCAACGAUCUGAGAUUUGUGGGCCGGAGUGGACGAGGCAAGAGUUUCACCUUGACCAUAACUGUCUUCACAAAUCCUCCCCAAGUAGCCACCUAUCACAGAGCUAUUAAAGUUACAGUGGAUGGACCCCGGGAACCCAGAAGGCACAGACAGAAGCUUGAUGACUCUAAACCUAGUUUGUUCUCUGACCGCCUCAGUGAUUUAGGGCGCAUUCCUCAUCCCAGUAUGAGAGUAGGUGUCCCGCCUCAGAACCCACGGCCCUCCCUGAACUCUGCACCAAGUCCUUUUAAUCCACAAGGACAGAGUCAGAUUACAGACCCCAGGCAGGCACAGUCUUCCCCGCCGUGGUCCUAUGACCAGUCUUACCCCUCUUACCUGAGCCAGAUGACGUCCCCGUCCAUUCACUCCACCACCCCGCUGUCUUCCACACGAGGCACUGGGCUUCCUGCCAUCACCGACGUGCCCAGGCGCAUUUCAGAUGAUGACACUGCCACUUCUGACUUCUGCCUCUGGCCUUCCACUCUCAGUAAGAAGAGCCAGGCAGGUGCUUCAGAACUGGGCCCUUUUUCAGACCCCAGGCAGUUCCCAAGCAUUUCAUCCCUCACUGAGAGCCGCUUCUCCAACCCACGAAUGCACUAUCCAGCCACCUUUACUUACACCCCGCCAGUCACCUCAGGCAUGUCCCUCGGUAUGUCCGCCACCACCCACUACCAUACCUACCUGCCACCACCCUACCCCGGCUCUUCCCAAAGCCAGAGUGGACCCUUCCAGACCAGCAGCACUCCAUAUCUCUACUAUGGCACUUCAUCAGGAUCCUAUCAGUUCCCCAUGGUGCCGGGGGGAGACCGGUCUCCUCCCAGAAUGCUUCCGCCAUGCAGCACCACCUCGAAUGGCAGCACGCUAUUAAACCCCAAUUUGCCUAACCAGAAUGAUGGUGUUGACGCUGAUGGAAGCCACAGCAGUUCCCCAACUGUUUUGAAUUCUAGUGGCAGAAUGGAUGAAUCUGUCUGGCGACCAUACUGAAAUUCCUCAGCCGUGGCCCAACAGUGGUCCAGCGGUAUCUGGGGGCCACAUCCCACAUGUAUCAAUAUAUACAUAUAUAGAGAGUGCAUAUAUAUGUAUAUCAACUAUCUACAAAGUGCCUGUUUUUUUACAAGAGUUUUCAUUCAUUCACUCACUCAUGAUCUGACAGCCAUAAGAGGGUAGAGAUACUAGAAACAGAAGGCCCAAGAGAGACGAUCAUAAUUGGGUUUCAGAUCGUUUAUUAUUUAAGAAGUACUUUUGCAAAGAACAAACAAGGGAAAAGGUAUUUUGUUGUUGGUGGUUUUUUUUUUUUUUUUUUUGGUCUGUUAUCGUAAAUAACCUGUUCCUUGGCCGAUUCUGAGAUGUGGCUUCCGGGCGCAGGAGGAAAAUGAGCAAAGCUGCUUCCUCCCUGUGCUCAAAGCCUCAUGGCCUUGGCCGGUGCUCUCUUCUGAGCAGCUGCAGAGCCAGGGGAGGCACAGGGAAGAGACAGGUAGAAUGGAUGUAUCCCCCACAGCACUGCGUGUUUGCAGCGGCUGUCCUGGCUCUCGGCUCUGCUCACUCACAGACCUGUGCAGGUACUCAUCUGAACUCUCUGGUUCAGUUUUUUUUUUUUUCUUCCCCUUCUCUAAGAAAGUGACUUCAAAAAUACUGAUCAGGAUAGAAGAUUUUAUUUUACUUUUUUAUACUUUUUUCCCUUUUCCCAUUUAGCCAAAAAGAAAAUCCCAUUCCUUAAAACUCCCCUUCUCCUAUUAUGCAAAACUAAAAAUGGCAAUACCUUAUUAUAGCCAUAAUGGUAUAGAUAGUGUUUGCGUUUGGCUGUGUGUUAUUUGUUUUCUUUUUUUUUAAAUUAUGAAUAUGUGUAAAAAUCUGAGGUAACUUGCUAACGUGAAUGGUCAUAUAACUUUAAAGAUAUAUUUAUAAUUAUUUAAUGACAUUUGGACCCUUGAAACAUUUCUUAGUGUAUUGAUAUGUUGACUUCGGUCUCUAAAAGUGCUCUUUAUUAAAUAACAAAUUUCUUCAGUGGGCUAGAGCCAUAUCUGAAAUAUUGCUAAGCAAUUUCAGUUCAUCCAGGCACAAUGUGAUUUUUAAAAAUGCUUCCAUCUCCAGAUAUUUUAGAUGUAGCUUGUUUUUGUGAUGUAUGAAGGAAAUGUUAUGUUUAGUUCUUUCAGAUCUCCGAUUGCCUCUAACACAGCUUUUGCCUUUUAAAGCAAUAAUUAGGGAUUUAAAAAGCAACUCAUAGCCCUUUGUCACUCACAUUGCCCUUUAUCAGCAUGAGAUGCUGGAGUGAUGUGGUUUCCUAAUUUCUUUUGGAUAAUUAUGACUCUUGUCAUAUAAAAAACACAAGCACAACUGAAUUAUUGACUGCAGAGAAACGUUCUGUGGUUUCCUAGUUAAGUAAAACUCUAAAUCGCCAGGCUUCCUAGUGUAGACCCACACUAGUGUAGACCUAGUGUAGAGCCACACACAUGGAUAAAGGAUCCAUCGUAAUAUACAUCGUACAGGAAAGCAGAAUUGCACCAGGGAUUCCUAGCCAACCAGCCUUACCAAGCAGUAGAUCAGGGGAACCCAGAUCAGCCUUACCCAAGGCCUGCCCCACUGGGCAUGGCUUUCCACAGAAUUUGCAUUGAAAGGAGCAGAAUGAAGCCAUUGUCCCAUGGGAUUGGGUCCUCUGGAUAGCAGCAGCCCAGUUCCUGCAUGUAGCUGACCUGAGAGGACACAACGUCCAGCCUUUGAUAUCUAUUUCUCACAAUGGAGGGUCCAGGGAAGGCAAGGCUGUGGGGAGUUUGGUGUCUACUACUACUGUGUAUGAAUUUGAGUGAGAGCCCUCCUGUAGGAUGCACUUUGACCACCUCGGAGCCCACAUGGCAAAUUCCCAAAUGUGAAUCCGUCAUCCAAGCCAGGGUCAUUUGAUGACACCAUCAGGCACGUCCCUGGCCCCUCACCAAAGAUCAGGUCCCUUCCUGAACAUGCUGUGUCGACCUAAGCAGGGCGUGCAGAGGUCCCCUCCAGCGCCCGUGUUCCUCAGCCAUUCUGAAGCCCACCUUUGUAGGGCAUUGCAGGGCAGUCUCUGGGGCAGCUGCACCUGUGCUUCCUGCCUGGGUGUCUCCCUUGGAAUUUGUCCUGACUCUUGCCGAUAACAAUCGAGGGGAAACCAAACCAAACCAAACCAAACCAAAUACUUUGCCUUCUAAAGGAUGUAUACCAAGUAUGCUUAGAUAAAUAAGCCACUUUUCUAUUACUUAAGAUGGAAGUAGUAAUUGAUACUAUUUAUUUUUUGUGUGUGGUAGCUUGAAGCAUGCCACUGUCCAUUUAUAUGUAAGUGUGAAAUAUGUGUGUUUGUCUCAGCAGCACUUAAAAAAGCCAGUGUCUGGUUACACAUUUCCAGUUUAAUUAAUUGACAUAACCACCAGUGCCAUCUGCACCCUAUUUAAUAAGAAAGGUACUCUACUUGUGCAUUGUUUUUUAAUGUUAAAGGGCUUUUUUAAGUUUACAGUACACAUACUGAGUGACUUUAGGGAUGCUCUAGUGUUGAAAUGUUUAAAUUAGAGUGGCUGCAGGCAGCAACCCAAAAACACUUUAAACGUUUUUUCCUUGGGAAAAAUUCAAGCACUUCUUUCCUGCACCCUCACUCACCACUCCAAUGGGCAAUUGACAUUUCUUAGAACAAAUUCUGUCCUUUUUUUGCCUAGGGGUUAAACAAUCUUUUCUUUUCCCUGAACCCUAGUUUGCACUUGGUGUCAUGUAUAAGAUUUGUAAUUUCAAGACCAAAGCAAAAUCUUAGUCCUACUGUGGAACCAUGUACUAGUCAACACUCUCUUUCCUUGGGGUUAGUGUGGUUUGUUAGGUAGCACAGAUGUUGCUGGAACUUACAGCGUGACCAAUGCAGUCUUUUUUUUUUUAAUCCAUUUCAGUUGCUCACAAAUUUUAACCUAUGUCAGUUUCCAGAACAGGUACCACAACUUUAAGCUGUAGAUUAGUAGAAAGAUAUCCAGUCUAGAACUGAGAGACUCAACGGAUUAAAUCUCCUUUGCUCUUUAGACUGUCAUGCCCCACCCACCUUAAGGGCCUCUUUUAUAAAUGAGCAGAGAAAUCCAUACUGUUAGGGACCCUCCAUUGUAAAUUCACAAGGGAAGAGAUGUGUACUGGCUUCAAGGGUCCCCUCCAUAUUAAGGAAAGGGACUGACCCAGAAUCUGGGUUAAAACAUGGGAAUACAAAGCAUUAGCAGAGGUGAUAAUUACACCAUGGUAUUGAAGGAACAAUAAUAAAAUAAAAGAUGACUCUUCCAAACCUUGAAUUUGUUGUUCUUAAAAAGAUAAUGCAUUUUAAAAAAAAUAUUUUCUAUGUGAGAAUUUUUAGGUGUUUGUUUACUUCAUGUUUACAAAUAAUUGUUUGCUUUUUAAUGCAGUACUUUGAAAUAUAUCAGCCAAAACCAUAACUUACAGUAAUUUCUUAGGUAUUUUGAAUAAAAUUCCAGUUUUUGGAUAUGCUUUACCAUUCUUAGAUUUCUGUGGAACAAAAAUAUUUGUAGCAUUUUGUGUAAAUACAAGCUUUCAUUUUUAUUUUUUUCCAAUUGCUAUUGCCCAAGAUUUGCUUUCCAUGCACAUAUUGUACAAAUUCUGCUUUGUGCCACAGGACAUGAUUGUGGAUGAGUUUACCCUUAACUUCAAAGGGACUAUUUGUAUUGUAUGUUGCAACUGUAAAUUGAAUUAUUUGGCAUUUUUCUCAUGAUUGUAAUAUUAAUUUGAAGUUUGAAUUUAAUUUUCAAUAAAAUGGCUUUUUUUGUUUUGUUA
Oryctolagus cuniculus (rabbit) is the source of this 5679-nucleotide messenger RNA. It is a transcript of the gene RUNX2, whose product is annotated as RUNX family transcription factor 2. Gene Ontology annotation, cellular component: nucleus. NCBI's taxonomy places the organism in Eukaryota, Metazoa, Chordata, Mammalia, Lagomorpha, Leporidae. The record is from RefSeq and is a predicted model, not a curated record. Gene Ontology annotation, biological process: regulation of cell differentiation; regulation of transcription by RNA polymerase II; chondrocyte differentiation. Gene Ontology annotation, molecular function: ATP binding; RNA polymerase II cis-regulatory region sequence-specific DNA binding; DNA-binding transcription factor activity, RNA polymerase II-specific.